CAACAAGCACAUCACCAUGUCGACAUAUUUAAAGCUUCAAAGGGGAAAACGAAAACAACACUUGACUUACACGCUUUUACCAAAUUUUGAUCACUUCGCCGGGAAAUCAAUCAGAGCUCUGGCACUCACUUUCGGAGAACACGAUGAAGAUCAACGUCAACUCCAUAGCUCGGAAAGUAGAGGUCGAUAAUCGGAUUCCUCUUCGCUACUACUAUCGAAUCGCUGAUAAUCUCCUCAGACAGGCUACUGUAUACCGGGAGGAGAAUAAUAUUGUUGAUUUGUAUAUCAUGCUUUUAAGAUUUUCAAGUUUGGUGGCUGAAACUAUACCAUGUCAUCGAGAUUACCAGGCUGUUCUUCCAAAAGAAAGAGGAUUAUAUAAGAAGAAACUGUUGAAUGUAAUGGAUGAGCUUGAAAAAAUAAAGCCAGAAGCCGAUUGCAGAGUGAGAGAACUUAAUGAGAGACAUUCCAGAGCUCAGUUGGCUCAGAUUGAUGGCCCAGAAAGGACUUUGUAUGGUUCCCAGACCUCUCUACAAGUACCUUCUGGAAACAAACAAUUGCCGAGUAUCAAUGUUAAGCAGUCUACAAGCAUGGCCUCACCGUCUUCCUGGAAUUAUAACAAUGAUUAUCCCUUGGUUUCAUCCAAUGAUAUGCCAAUUGAAAAGCAGUUCCAAAAGCUAUCUAUUAAAGUUGGUCGUCCAAAUAAGGAAACUUUGUCAAGACAUUCAUUUUUAGGUCCAAAUGGUCUUCGAGGCCAGUGGCUUGGACCAAGUACAGGGACUAAGGUUCAGUAUCCCAGCAGUACAGAUUUAACGCUUGCUGAAAUUCCUAUAGAUUCAGGGCUGAAUCAGGCUGGACAAAAUGAUUUGGCAGUAAAAGAUGACAAUUCAGGUGGAAUUCAAUCUUCAAUGGAUGCAGUGCUCUCUUUAAACGAUGGAAGAUGGCCGCAUCCAACUGAGGAAUUACGUCCUCGUCUGUUUAAUGAAGUGAGCGAGGAUAUUUUUCAGCUGAGUAAUAUCCAUCAACCAUGCCCACCCCCAGUUCUUGCUCAAGUACAGCAGAACAUUGCACCUAUUCCUCCAUCAAAAGUUGCAGAUCCAAGACCUGGUCCUUCAAAACCUUCUGAAGAUGGGAUACCCAAUUCUAAUUCAUUUCGACAGCUACAUGUUCCUGUAAGGUUGAUGGAGGACUUCUUGAGAUUAGCUCGAGCGAAUACAGCAAAAAACCUAGAGACUUGUGGUAUUCUUGCAGGUUCAUUGCAAAAGAAUGUUUUCUACAUUACUACAUUAAUAGUUCCUAAGCAAGAGUCAACUUCUGAUUCGUGUGAAACAUUGAACGAGGAAGAAAUUUUUGAAGUUCAAGAGAGAUUAGGUCUUUUUCCUCUUGGAUGGAUUCAUACACAUCCAACACAAACAUGUUUUAUGUCAUCUGUUGAUCUGCACACUCAUUACUCAUACCAGGUUAUGUUACCAGAAUCAGUUGCUAUUGUUAUGGCUCCCACAGAUGAAUCUAGUCCACAUGGCAUAUUCCACUUGUCGGACCCAGGUGGCGUGUCAGUAAUUCGCAACUGUGACCAACGUGGUUUUCAUCCCCAUGAGGAGCCAACAGAUGGAACUUCAAUAUAUGAGCAUUGCUCUCACGUCUUAAUGAAUCCGAGUAUGAAGCAUGAUGUUCUUGAUCUCCGGUGAAUUUUUGAAAAAUACAAUAAAAAACCAAAAUUGAAGAUUAUUUUCAGAAAAGAGAAGGUAAAUAUUUAUGAACAUCAGUGAUAGAAUGUGUUUUUUACUCUACGAAUACUGUAAAUUCAAUGGAGAUGUUACACUUAAUCCCUUGUGAAUAUUAAUUACCAGAUUGUUAUUACCAUUCGGCUUUGACAAACAUACAUCAUGAUGAGAUUCGAGAAUUUAAUAUUAAUUUUAUACUUUGUAA
Molecule: messenger RNA, 1926 nt
Organism: Cannabis sativa
Lineage: Eukaryota; Viridiplantae; Streptophyta; Magnoliopsida; Rosales; Cannabaceae
Product: AMSH-like ubiquitin thioesterase 3
Exons: 14
Coding region: 144-1685 (513 amino acids)
Biological process (GO): protein K48-linked deubiquitination; protein K63-linked deubiquitination
Cellular component (GO): membrane; endosome
Molecular function (GO): metal-dependent deubiquitinase activity; K63-linked deubiquitinase activity; protein binding
Source: RefSeq, a predicted model, not a curated record